Molecule: messenger RNA, 4690 nt
Organism: Spirodela intermedia
Lineage: Eukaryota; Viridiplantae; Streptophyta; Magnoliopsida; Alismatales; Araceae
Source: the annotation of a GenBank genome assembly
AUGGGCGGUGGCGGAGGGACCGGAAGAGCUCUCCUCUCCCUCUCUUUCUCUUCGAGCAUAAUAUCUCGCUCGAUAUUCUCUGCCGCCAGAGUUCCAUCUGCUCGCAGGAGUUCUCUAGGGUUUAGAGGAGUCGUCUGCGUUUCCACCGCCACCACCGUUACCGAUCCUCAGCCGGCGGCUCUACCUCCUCGCCAUUCCAUUCUCUUGGAGAGGCUUAGGACUAGGCACCUCAAGGAUGCUGCGAAUAAUCCACCGAGCAGGAAAGCUCCUCCCUCUUCUCUCCGCAAUUCUGCCGAAGCAGUUGAGGUGAAGAAAAGUAGCAGAGAGAAAAUUAACGUCGUUUCGAGCUUUUCGGAAUUAGGUCUGAAUGACGAGUUGAUGGGGGCACUUGGAGAGAUGGGAAUAUCAGUUCCCACGGAGAUCCAGUGUGUUGGUGUCCCGGCUGUUCUGGAGGGGAAGAGUGUCGUCCUGGGUUCUCACACUGGAUCGGGGAAAACCCUCACGUAUAUGCUUCCUCUGGUUCAGGUGGCUAUUUUUUUAGUUGAGUUUUAUGUUAUUCGCAAACAUCAUUCUUUGCGGCACGUAUCUUCGUUGAUAAUUUCUCUUUCGUCGACAAAAGGUUAUUUUUCCCCAUUCUGCAUUACGGCUACACCACCCUAUUGAGUGGAACGCGUUAGAUGGUUUACGCUCGUUUGUUCUUUCACGGAAAAUCGUAAAUGAUCUUCAAAAAAUGAAAAAUAAUUAUAUUUUUUCCCAUGGCAAAUGAAACAGCAGUUUGGUGCAGAAAGAUUAUUUUAUUUCAGUCGUUUAGAUAAAAAACACUGACUGCUUGUUUGAAUGCGUGGACAGCAUCUAUGCAAGAACUAUGAGAUUUUUGAAUACGGGGUUAUCAAUGUCUGCUCAUGAGUAACAUCACUGGCCUAGCCUCACACUGUUAAAAUCGUAAAUUAUUUUCCCAAAAUUUUAUUCCUUUUAGCUUUACAUUUGGCUAGGGACGAGUUCGUACGUUCAUGCCAGAGAUAUUUCUGGAGAAGCUCUCGCGGUCAUUUGAUUUAUUUUACCUGUAAUAUUUGAGAAUUAUAAUGAUUUAUAACUAUGGUUUUUAACAUUAAGGUAUAUGCACGAUCUGCUUCUGCUGAAUUUUUUUUUGCGUUAGGGUAUAGUGUCAGUGAUAUUAUUCCUACAAUGUCUUGGUGAUUACAAAAAUUCUCCGCUACUUUAUCUUCUGCAAGGUAUUAAAUUAUUGAAAUGCUAAAUACAUGUAAUUAAAAGAUAGAUGAAGUUUGAAACUAGGUAUAGAGAACUUCUAUGUUCUUUUCUCUCGUUGAAAACCUCUAAAUAGAUCUUUACAACCAUGAAAUUUGUUCACAUACAGCUAAUUAGGCGUGAUGAAGAGAUGUCUGGUAUGCUGAUGAAGGCUAGGCGUCCUCGAGCUGUUGUGCUGUGUCCAACAAGGGAACUCUCUGAGCAGGUUAUUGUUUCAUCUCUAAUGUAUUCAUUAUAAAGCGGUCAUUAUUGCUUGAGUUUCUUACUUUAUAAGUGAAACAUGGGAUUUCUUUCUAGGUAUUCCGUGUUGCCAAAUCUAUAAGCCAUCAUGCCCGGUUUCGUUCUACCAUGAUAAGUGGAGGUGGCCGCCUAAGACCUCAAGAGGAUUCCUUGAACAUUCCUCUUGAUAUGAUUGUUGGUACACCUGGGAGGAUUCUUCAGCAUAUCAAAGAUGGAAACAUUGUUUAUGGCGAUAUCAAGUACCUGGUAUUUUUCAAACUGUCCGAAUGCCAGUCAGUAGACUACUCUCUCUCUCUCUCUCUCUCUCUCUCUCUCUCUCUCUCGCAAGGCUGCCAACUUAGUUAUGAGAUUCUCUUUUUCAGGUCCUGGAUGAGGCGGACACAAUGUUUGAUCAUGGCUUUGGUCCUGACAUUCGGAAGUUUCUUGCCCCACUGAAGAACCGAUCAUUAAAACCUGGUGAUCAAGGAUUUCAAACUAUCUUGGUUGCUGCAACCAUGACAAAGGUUAAUUUUGUUCACGCUUACCUCAGGCGUAUUUUACCCCUAGGGUAGUUAAAAGUCUGAUGUUUCAUGCGUUUUUCUUUUUUUGCAUCAGGUAGUUGGCGAUUCUGAAAGCUUGCUAGAUUAAUGUGUUAUUAAUAUAAACAUUUUUUGUUUAAUUCACUUAUGACUUUGUUGUGAAUCUAUUAUUCCAUCUGUCUUCGUGAGGAUUGUCAUUGGUGCAUACAGUUCAGUCGCAUUCUUUAAGUUAACUAUUGAUUUUGAAUUGGAGGAAGCUAUUAUUCUUUGGCUGUGAAUACGUCAUCUUAAGAUACGCAUGAUAGUGCUAUAGUUAUGGCUAUGAGAAUGGCAUUGGUCUUUGGCGUUGUCGUUUUUGGUAUGAGAUGAAUUAUUCAAGUUUAAUUAUAAUUGUGUUGUAAUACUAGCCAAUAUUCCCUUCAAUUGUUGCAAUUUAUAUCGGUACGGACUGACAAUGUGGGUUUCUGACCCUUUUUGAGGGUAUUACAGGCUGUGCAAACAUUGAUUGAUGAGGAAUUUCAAGGAAUUGUUCAUUUACGCACAUCAACGUUCAACAAGAAAGUUGCAUCUGCUCGCCAUGAUUUUAUAAAACUUUCGGGUUCUGAAAACAAGCUGGAGGCGCUUUUACAGGUCAGUAUGAUGUUCAGUUGGAAUCUAAGUGCCAAUAAUCUGUUAGCUCAUUUCCUCCUUUUGUGUGUCUUGCUCCAUCUAGUUAUCUUAAAGGAUUUACAGGGUCCUAUAUUUCGUCUUUUUUGGAAUAACUUGGUUCAGUAUGAUUGAUUAGGGAUACCACUGUGCCUACUGGUGACUAAUGGAAAAAUGGUUUCGGAUUAUAUUCCAUUCUAUACGAUAUUAAUUCAAGAUAAUGUUAUGUUUAUGUUCAUAACAAUUAAUUUGAUCACUUACAAUUUUUUAUUUAUUUCGGUUGAGCACCUCCUUGCCAUGGGAGAAAACCUACGGACAAAACAUAAAUCAUGGCUCACACGAUAUAAUUUCAUCAGGUUCUUGAACCGAGUUUAGCGAAGGGAAACAGGGUCAUGGUCUUCUGCAAUACUCUGAAUUCUAGUCGUGCGGUUGAUCAUUUUCUUGGUGAAAAUCAAAUUUUCACGGUUAAUUACCAUGGAGAGGUGCCGGCAGAACAAAGGUGAAGUGAUUUGCUUACUCCGCUGUUAUCUUUUUGAUUUUUUUUUCAGAUCAAUGAAAACGGAGAAACACACAAUCGUGAAUUAUUCACUGUAUAGAAGGAAAUGUGCAGUGAGGAAUUCAAUGUAGAACUCUGCAUAGAAUUUGUUGACUAUUUCCAAAUCUGCGAAAUGAUUUUUUAAGUAGUAAUAAUUAUGUAAAAUGAGAUUAUAAACAUGUUCUUUAUGCAUGCCCCUUUCUUCUCCAGUAUAUGGCAUGAUGCAGUGUACUUCAUUUUCCAAUCUUUACCCCAUAAACACAUCCAAAGAUUCGAGCUUACUUUUCUCAAUGCUAGUUGUUAUUUUUUAUGGCAGGAUUGAAAACCUCAAAAAAUUCAAGAAUGAAGAAGGGGAUUGCCCUACUCUGGUUUGCACAGACUUGGCUGCGCGAGGGCUCGACUUGGAUGUUGACCAUGUCAUCAUGUUUGACUUCCCGAAAAAUUCGGUAUGGGUUUCAUUGAUGUCGAUUACACUUCCUCCUCUUUAUUAAAGACGAGAGCUUAUUUUCUUUGGUUAAUGUAUUUCAGAUUGAUUACCUCCAUCGCACUGGUAGAACUGCCCGAAUGGGUGCGAAAGGUGCGGUGCUGGUUCUUGCUGGUUAUCAUAUUUAACAUAUCUUAUUUCUUCCAGUUCUUGAGACCCUCUCAACUCGGUCAACGUGUGCUACUUGCAAUUUGCGUUGCAGUCGGUCACCGGUAGAUUUUAUUAUAUGUCAUGAUGUUAAUGGCUCGUCGAUCUCUCAGACUCUUAUGAAUUGUUGAAGGGUUUUUUUCAUGAUCAAAUAGAACGAUCUUAUGUUGCUGUGCAAUCGUAGUGUUUUCAGACAACCAUCCACCGUUCUAAUGGCUUAUCUCUGCCUCUCAUAAUUCAGACAUUGUUCUGAGAUUUUUGAUGAAUGGGAGCAAUGUUCUUGCAGGCCAGGUGACCAGUCUUGUGGCCAAGAAGGAUCUGAUUCUGGCCAGCAGGAUUGAAGACGCCAUCAUGAAGAACGAGAGCUUGGAAACACUGAACGCAGAGAGCGUCAGAAGGGAUGCCGCUGCGCUGCGCCAGAGCGAUCCCAAGCCCACGAGAACCGUAGAGAUCAAGAAAACCGGAGCGAUCUCGGCCAAAGCCCGUCUCGGAAGGAAGCCGUCGUCUCCGGUCUCAGGACACAGAAAGCCGGCGACCAGAAACGGGAGAUCGCCGGCGGCCAAAACCGGGAGAUCUCCGGCAGCCGGCAAGUCGGGCAAGCCGGCGGCCUCUGAUCGGACCCCUAGGAGAGAGCCGCCGAGCUGGAAGAAGCCGUCGGCGGCGGCCAAACGGAAGCCCGUUGCCGUAAAGGCCUCCGGCGCCGGCCGGCCGAGGGGGGAGUCUCCAGGUGGGAAGAAGCAAGCGGAAACUACCAAGAGGAAACCCUUUGCACCCAGGCCGGCAGGGUCGAAGCUAAGCGUUGUCGGGUUCCGGAGAAGCAGCGCCCUCGACAAGGAGCGCCCCGGGACCAGUUGA